AUGGCCGGGCUCUAUCAUGGAAUGAACAGCAUGCAGAGAGAGCUGAGAGCAUGCAAGGAGAUGCAGAUAGAGCUGCAGAGAUCCAUCAAACAAGAAGUCUCUGCUGCUCUGAACCGCCCUAUACGGGUCCAAUGGUGGGCGGAACGACAACUAGAUGAUGCAUCACGCUGUCAUCUAGUAAGGAAAGGAACCUGUUGCGUCUGCUGCGAAAACAAAAUCGAUGCGCUCCUUUACAGGUGUGGACACAUGUGCACCUGCUCAAAGUGCGGGCGCGAGCUCCUCAACGGGGCCGGGAAAUGCCCAAUGUGUCGUGCACCCAUCAUCGAGGUCGUGCGAGCUUAUAGUCCAUAA
Molecule: messenger RNA, 351 nt
Organism: Lolium rigidum
Lineage: Eukaryota; Viridiplantae; Streptophyta; Magnoliopsida; Poales; Poaceae
Product: E3 ubiquitin-protein ligase LRSAM1-like
Exons: 3
Coding region: 1-351 (116 amino acids)
Source: RefSeq, a predicted model, not a curated record